Messenger RNA from Neurospora tetraspora, 2369 nucleotides. RefSeq names its product prion-inhibition and propagation-domain-containing protein. The transcript has 3 exons. Bases 113 to 2356 code for a protein of 747 amino acids. The record is from RefSeq and is a predicted model, not a curated record. NCBI's taxonomy places the organism in Eukaryota, Fungi, Ascomycota, Sordariomycetes, Sordariales, Sordariaceae.
AAACAGAGGGCUGACCCUUCGGUCUAUUGGGCACCAAGUCGAGGUGAAAGGGAAAGGACGACCGAAACAGCAAAGGACAGGUCGUGAGAUUUGAUCUUGCUCACCUUUCACCAUGGACCCCCUAUCAGCUUUCGAACUUGCCCAAGUGGUCCUCGACAACACCGUCAGGCUCUUCAAAUUUGUGUCCGCCCUCGUCGAAUACCCCGAAGAGUGUGAGAAACACCGACUGCAGCUCAUAAUCGAAUACAAUCGAGUCCUCGCCUGGGCCAAAGCCGCCGGGCUCAUCGAAGUCGCCCCAGGCUCCUCACUAGUCUCAACCUUGGGAACGAAUGCCACCGAGCUGAUCACCAUCCUUGCUCGAAUCCAAUGGCUUUUGGCCGAGUUUAGGGAUUUGAACGCCAGGUAUGGAAAUGAGCUUGUGCCAUCAGGCAUAUCUCCUGCAAAAGAGAAGGAGAAGGAUAGCAAGGAGAACAAGGACGUCAAGGGCAACAGCAAGGACGUCAAGGGCAGUGGCAAGGACAGCAAGGAUCCCAAGGGUGCGAGUGGCGCCUCCUCGUCCAAAGAAAAGUCAACCUCCGCAGAACCAAAGCCAGCAACCGACCAAGCCCUCCUCUCCCAAAUCUCAUCCCUGGCUCUGUCCUAUGACCAAUCCCAAAAAGAGCAGAAGCUCAAAAUCGAAGUAGAGGAAGAAGCCGAACACCGCCGCGGAACCAACCACAUCCGCCGCUUCUUCCGGACCACCAAGGACGUGGUCACCCACCCCUCCCGCGUGCGGUGGGUGAUGGUCGACAAGGAAGCCUUUGAGGCUCUGCUUUUGGAUUUGCACUCCCUGACCGAGAGACUGCACGAGCUGAUGCGUGGUUACCAGCAGUCCAAGAUGGACGACAUCAUCGGCAAGACUUACCGGGAGAUGAUCCUGGCGAGAGAUGGGAUCGGUGAGUUGAGGGAUAUGGUGGAUGUGCUGGGAAAGAUGAUGGAAGGGAUGGGGGUGGUGACUGAUGGGGAAGGAUUGGUGGGGAGAAAAAAGAAGAUGGUGAAUGAUGUGCAGGAUUUGGUGAGGUUGAAGAAGAUGGCGAGAGUAUCGGAGGAGUUGCUUUCGAGGCUUCACCUUGGACAGGAUCCGGCGACGUCAGGGUUGGAGGCGAGUGAUACGGAGAUCACGGUUGUCCAGUUUGGCGACCCGGAAAAAGGCAAGAAAGACUUGGGGCUGUCCUUUGAACCGCAGGACGUCGGGCAUAAUCCCUAUGACGCGCCAAGUUACGUCGAUAUCAUUCAUUACAACCGGCCACAUGGGUACCUCUUCGUGGACCCCGGGGUGGAAGUUCCGGUCUGGAUUGAGUGGAAGCCCAUGGGGAAUCAUGCGGAGGGCUCGAUUGAAGAGAAAGUUGCCGAUUUGCGCACGCUUACGCUCGCGGAGAUGCUGCACCUUCCCAAGCCUGAUUCCCUUCACGUCCCAGAGUGCAUCGGCUACUUGGAUGCCCGUGAUGACUUCGGUGCGGACAUGUACGGUUUCAUCUUCAAGGCAGGGAAGGGGGUGAAGUGGCUGGCUGAUGAAAUCGUUUCCCUCUACAACUUGUUGGGCAACGAGAUGCUUAAGCCGAGUCUGUCGCAACGGGUUGACCUGGCCUUGAAGCUUUGCACCACCGUCCUGAAUCUGCACUCAGUCAACUGGCUGCACAAGGGCAUCUUCAGUGACAACGUCAUCUUCUACUUCCAUUCUUUUGACUGGGAUACCGAGCCCGAAAAAAGAAAGCAGCCGGUUUACGACCCAGGAAAACCUUUACUUUGCGGGUUUGGAUAUUCCCGACCGGAGAACAGCAAAACCACCGCACGCAGUCUCGAUACGGCGUGGGAUCUCUACCGCUGGCCCGCCAUCCAACGCGAGCAUCCAACGGAUCAGAAUUCUCGCAAGACGUAUGACCUGUACAGUCUUGGACUGGUACUGCUUGAGAUCGGACACUGGAAGCCGCUUGAUGAGAUCUUGUGCCUAAAGAAGUUGGAACCUUCCUCAAAUGGGGAUGAUGCAUUCGUUCCGUCGUAUGCCCAUACGCUGCCUGAGAGAAAGCCGCCGUCGGUAUCCCUUCAGGACUCCAAGAACGCGAGGGGUUGGCUGCUUGGUACGGAGUUUUCCGCGCCCUUAUUCAAAGGAAAGGAAUUAAGUCCCCUGAGGGAGCUUCGGAACCUCAUGGGAGACAGGUACUCCAGGGCCGUGGAAAGGUGUCUGUGGGCUCACGGCGAGAAGGGAUUUGGGGUGGAGGACCUCCCCGAUCAGUCGAGGGAUUCGGGGGUUGGGAUCCGGUUGCAGGAGGCGUUCACCAAGUACGUGAUUGAGGAGCUGCAGGGCGUGAAUGUUUGAUGGAUAUGCCCCA